GGGGUUUGUUAGAAGGACUGUAGUUGUAGAGAAAGUCACUUGUCUGUGGGGACAGAAUGGAGCACACCUUGCUCUGUUUGCUACUAUUGCUGAGUACACACAUCUACUCUGGACACUUUGACGAUGUUGAUGGAAAGGCUGUUCUGACCAUACACCCCAAAUCCUCCCAGAUAUUCAGUGGAGAGUCUGUCACUCUCAGAUGUAACAUACAGAGUGGAGAAGUCACUGACUGGAAAUACACGUGGCGCAAGGACGGAGUAGACUCAAUCAGUAGGGAGAAUCAAUAUGAGAUCAGUGAGGUUAAGAUUUCAGACAAUGGUGACUACAGGUGUCUGGGUAUACAUAUUGAUCAGAAGAAGCAUUCUGAGUGGAGUGAUGCAGUCAGACUGACGGUAACAGAUCAACCCCAAGCUGUCCUGAGUGUCUCUCCUCAGUGGCUGAACCCUGGAGACUCAGUUACUCUGAGCUGUGGGGUUAAAGAGUCAUCUACAGGCAAGAGGUUCUUCUGGUACCGAACUGUUCCCUACACAGCUGGGUUACUCUCCCUAUCAGGCAGGUCCUACUCUGUAGAGCCUCUAUCUGGCAAUGGGACUAGUGAAGACUCCUACACUCUGAUCCCUGCUGGUCCUAGUCACACAGGAGGAUAUGUGUGUAGAGCUGGGAGAGGAGAGCCAGUCUAUGACAUACAAUACAGUGAACCUCCGUUUUUCUGGUCAGGAGAUCCGCAACCUUCAGUGUCUCUCAAAAUAAGACAUAACAGAACUCAACACUACAUCAAAGUCUCUCUCACUAAACUGUGAGGAAAAAAGGAACUCUACUGGAUGGA
This is a messenger RNA of Salmo salar (Atlantic salmon), 826 nucleotides long. The record is from RefSeq and is a predicted model, not a curated record. Lineage: Eukaryota; Metazoa; Chordata; Actinopteri; Salmoniformes; Salmonidae.